AUGGACACUCUCGGUUGGAAUGGUGAAACCAUAAACAUGUCUCAAGGCCACAGACCAAUCUACUUACCGGAAAUAAGAAGAGUGGAAGAAUGUGGCGGCUUUGUCCAUGACGGUUACUUAGACGGUAUUCUAUCAGUCACACGAGCUCUAGGAGAUAGGGACAUGAAACUACCACGAGGGUCGCGAUCUCCACGCAAAGCGUAUCCAGAGAUCUAA
Molecule: messenger RNA, 216 nt
Organism: Eruca vesicaria subsp. sativa (arugula)
Lineage: Eukaryota; Viridiplantae; Streptophyta; Magnoliopsida; Brassicales; Brassicaceae
Source: the annotation of a GenBank genome assembly